ACGCGAACAUUGACACAUGUGAACAUUGACACAUGUGAACAUUAUCACAUGCAAAUAUUGAUGCAUGUAGACAUUUACACAUGUAGACAUUUACACAUGCAAACAUUGACACAUGUAAACAUUGACACAUGUAAACAUUUACACAUGUAA
Lottia gigantea (owl limpet) is the source of this 150-nucleotide messenger RNA. RefSeq lists its product as hypothetical. NCBI's taxonomy places the organism in Eukaryota, Metazoa, Mollusca, Gastropoda, Lottiidae. The annotation marks the transcript as partial. The record is from RefSeq and is a predicted model, not a curated record. The transcript has a single exon.